AAAAGUUGUUUUGUUUACGUUUUAUCGUGCUGUUUUUUACUAUUCCCUGGAAAAAUCGUGAAAAACUCUGAAAUGUCUUUCAUUGAGUUUCAAAGUGCCUCGGAAAAGGAGAAAAUAAGGCAAGAGCUUCGAUCAGUCAGAGAGAAAUUGCUGGAAAAGGCAGAAUUCAAUGCAAAACGAAGAGAUGAAAUUGCCGCUCAUCGGAAGCUAAACCAGUGGAUGUUGCCGGAAGUCGCUGAGAAAUUAGAAAGGUCAGAAGGCUCGAGCAAACCUAAGAAGCAAAAGAAGAAGCACAAGAAGGAAAAGAAGCUGAAGAAAAGUAAAAAGUCAAAGAAGAAGCGCAAACACAAGUCGUCUGACGAUGACGAUUCUAGUGAUUCUGUGGAGGUGAUCCCAAAGAAAUCCCAUAAGAAACGGUCUUCAUCUUCAUCCAGUAGUUCAGCAACAGAGGACGAAUGGGUGGAGAAAACGCAAUCUGCAGAUGUCGAAGGAAAACCAUCUAUAAGAGAUGAAUGGAUGUCUUCGGGAUUUCUCCUGCCCACAUAUAAGAAGGAGAAUGACUCCCAGAAGAAAGAGAAAAGUACAUAUGAGGCCUAUGAUCCAUCCAAGAGUACUAGAGAGUUGAAUCCUCACUGGAAAGAUGGGGGAUCUGGCCUUCCGAGUACGUUUUUGAGGCCUUCAGAGGACAUAAAUCAAUCGACAAGUUCCUCUUCAUUCUCGGGAACGAGACGACAAAAUUGGAAGAAAAUUCCUCAGACGAAGACUUCCACAGACAGAAGUCCAUCAUCUGGAUCAGAAUCCUCAAGUUCAGAGCCUGAGGAAUCCCAUUCAAAAGACAAGAAGGCGGUGGCGAGUGACUUCCUGAGCGACGUUCAAAUGAAUGAACUGGGAGCGAAAAUGCUCAAAGCAGAGAUUAUGGGAAACGCCCAAUUGGCUGCAGAGUUGAAGGAUAAGCUCGAGAAGGCAAAGCUUUGUCGUGAAAAUGUGAAAGAUCAGGUGAAAUCACAGAGAAUCGCUCCGAGAGCUGAGAACCGAGAAAAAGAGGAGGUUCUCCUGACUGCCACGGACUCGAGAGGAGUCACUCGACCAGUCGCCUUCAAGGAUGAUUCGGAUCUCUGGGGCGGACGCCGUGGGAGCAAGAAGAAGCGUGCGAAAGUUGAAACUCACUCUGCAAGUGGCGAGAGAACGCGCUUCUUCCCCGAUGAUGACCGAAGAAGCCUUAGAGAUAUGUUUGAGGCUGAGAAAUUGAUCAGUGGCAGUGAUUCAGAUGCACAGUUUGCAAAGAUUGCGGGCAAGAAGCGUCGCCAAGGGGAUGAUCUUGAGGACAUCUUCGCCGAAGAGGUUCGCAGAGACAUGGGAGAGGAUGAAAAGAGCGCCAGAGAUCGAGAUCGCGCUAUUAGGGAUCACGAGCGUCUCUCCAAAACACUGGACACUUGCGAGAUGUGUUUCGACUCACCUAAAAUGGCCAAGGAACUGAUCGUGUCGAUGGGAAGCAAAGUCUAUCUCAGCCUUCCGUGGCAUGAGGCUCUCCAGACAGGACACUGCAUCAUCUGUCCUAUCCAGCACGUCUCCUGUUCCACACAGCUUGAUGAGGACGUGUGGCGAGAAGUGCAGGACUUCCAGGGAGCUCUCAUUCGUAUGUUCUCAGCACAGAAGAAGGACUGCGUCUUCUAUGAGAUUGCCAAUAAGCUCCACAGACGUCCGCAUGUUGCCAUUCAUUGUAUUCCGAGCUCUGGCUUUGAGUUGGCGCCGUUCUACUUCAAGAAGGCAAUUCAGGAGUCUGAGAGCGAGUGGGCACAGAAUCGCCAGCUAGUCGAUCUCAAGAAAGAGAACAAGAGCCUGCGGAGGGCCAUUCCCCGAGGACUUCCCUACUUCUGGGUCUCCUUCACGGAGCACGCGGGAUUUGCUCAUGUGAUUGAAGACGAGGAGCGUUUUCCCGCCAAUUUCGCACUGGAAAUUCUGGGAGGUCUCCUGAAUCUCGAUGCCAGGAAGUGGAGAAAGCCGCGCCGGGAGAUGAAUAUAGUGCAGAAGGUGAAGCAGUUUGCGGAUUCGUGGAAAAAGUAUGAUAUCACUGGGUAGGAAAUGUACGGAAAGGUGAAAUAAAGUAAAAU
Messenger RNA from Phlebotomus argentipes, 2111 nucleotides. Its product is annotated as CWF19-like protein 2 homolog. Gene Ontology annotation, cellular component: post-mRNA release spliceosomal complex. The record is from RefSeq and is a predicted model, not a curated record. Lineage: Eukaryota; Metazoa; Arthropoda; Insecta; Diptera; Psychodidae. Gene Ontology annotation, biological process: mRNA splicing, via spliceosome. The transcript has a single exon. Bases 73 to 2079 code for a protein of 668 amino acids.